This is a messenger RNA of Marasmius oreades (fairy-ring Marasmius), 1298 nucleotides long. It is a transcript of the gene VPS26BL, whose product is annotated as Vacuolar protein sorting-associated protein 26B-like protein. Gene Ontology annotation, cellular component: endosome; retromer complex. Gene Ontology annotation, biological process: retrograde transport, endosome to Golgi; intracellular protein transport. Bases 78 to 995 code for a protein of 305 amino acids. Lineage: Eukaryota; Fungi; Basidiomycota; Agaricomycetes; Agaricales; Marasmiaceae. The record is from RefSeq and is a predicted model, not a curated record. The transcript has 8 exons.
GUGCUCUAGAUCUCUGCUUUUAUUUGCUGUUCAAUAAUUAUAACCUUCAACAGAGACUCUAGUCUUUCAACUAAACCAUGGCGACCUAUUUCUUCUCGUCUCCAAUCGACGUCGACAUCAAACUGGAAGGUGAGGAGGCCAGGAAACAAGUGGAGACGAAGAGCGAGAAGGAGAAAUCUAUCUCCUGUCCAGUCUAUUACGAUGGCGAUUCUGUCGGUGGAACGGUCGCUAUCAGGGUACGGGAUGGAAAGAAAAUAACACACGACGGGAUAAAGGUUGAAUUUGUGGGGUGCAUAGACCCCCAAAUGAAUUCGGACACAGAGCUAUUCUAUGACCGUGGUCACCACCAUGAGUUUCUGUCUCUGUCCCAGGAGAUGGCAGCACCGGGAGAGAUGCGGCAAGCGCAGACAUUUGAGUUUAACUUCAAGAACGUGGAGAAACAGUUUGAAAGUUACCAAGGGAUCAACGUGAAGUUACGGUACUUUGUCCGAGUGACGAUAUCACGGAGGAUGGCAGAUGUCGUCAAAGAGAGAGACAUAUGGGUGCAUUCGUUCCGUAUGCCACCUGACAGCAACAACUCGAUCAAGAUGGAAGUAGGGAUCGAGGAUUGUCUACAUAUCGAGUUUGAAUACAACAAAUCGAAGUAUCACCUUAAGGAUGUUAUCGUCGGGAAGAUAUAUUUCUUACUCGUCCGGAUAAAAAUCAAGCACAUGGAACUUUCCAUAAUUCGACGAGAAACCACCGGUGCACCACCCAACCAGUAUAACGAGAGUGAGACCAUAACGAAGUUCGAGAUUAUGGAUGGUGCCCCUAUAAGGGGGGAGACGAUCCCGAUUCGACUAUUCCUUGGCGGCUUUGACCUAACACCCACAUUCAGAGACGUAAAUAAGAAGUUUAGUACAAGAUAUUAUUUGAACUUGGUACUCAUUGACGAGGAGAAUCGGAGAUAUUUCAAGCAGCAGGAAAUUACAGUAUUUAGGAUACCAGAGAAUUAAUGGCACUACCGUCACCGUGUAUUGGCUACGAUGAUAUUCUGCAUCUUUCGUCCAUGAAUGUCCUCUAUUUAGCCGAAGUUGCAGCGAUCCUUAAGUAGAGUGCCAGGCCGAGGCAGCGGCGCGAGAAAGAAUAUACUACGACUAUGGGGUCUGGAUUAUUGACGGCGACUAAUGAAUGGAACGCGAUGGGGACUCUAUCAUAGGGAAGUCCAGGGAUCACUCAAGUACUCAACACCCAUGUUGGAUUCUGAAGGUCCCAUCGUUAUCACUACCAAUGUACCCAAUAUUAAAAUUUAAGCAUGU